AGUGUUGUACCACCUCUUAGGUCUUAGGAGCCCUUAAAUGUGUGUGUGUGUGUGUUUCUCUUCUUUUUCUCUCUCUCCUUCACCCUCUCUGAGUCUUGAAAGGAAAAGUUGAAUUUGAAUUGAAAGCCUUUGGGGCGAGGUCCGUCACCCGCGGAGAUGUAGCAGUCACCACAAUGCCACCGUUAACAGAGAAGUGAUCUAACAGUAGCACAAGGCUACAUCUGCGCCAUUUCUUACGUUCUGACAAGUGAUUUGUUGUGCUAGUGACUAGAGUACGUACGGAACUAGAUCUAGCAGUUGUAACGAUAGAGACUUACAAUAAUGAAAGACGGGAUAUUUUCCCCAGACACAAGAAGAUCAACUUUGUCUAAAGUUACUUUCUUCACGUGACUGUCAGCUGAUUUAACACUUGCUGGUGGUAAUGAGCCAGGAAGACAUCAGUGACUGGGUUGAACUGAAGCAAAAUGCCGAAGUCUUUUCUCAUAUUCCGUAAGCGAAAAGCCUCAUGUCGUGCUGGUGAGGAGCAAGACUCACCUGGACUGUCCACUAAAGCUCCUCGCCCAGAGGGCGUCGCUGAACUUCUUCCAAAUGACCACCACGUCUGUCAAACGAAUGUCAAUUUUCAACAGAAGAUUAGAGAUAUGUCUCUAGACUCAAAAGUGACUCGCCUUGAUGAGCUCUUGUCCGAAUCGGAAGUGUGCUCACCUGUGACAAAAUCUCUUUCAAAAAUAACUUCGUGUUUUAAAAAGCUGGAAGAAAGUAAUGCUGAGGAGAAGAACCUGACAGCACACAACGAUUCAUCAAGAUAUCCAAACUCGUGUAUUUCAAGGGGAGACUUUCGCCAUUAUCUAAAUGGACCAUUCUUUGCAGGUGAAAUGUUCCCAGGACAUCCAGUCUAUAACAACGAGGUGAAAAGAGCUUUGCGGUUUCAGGAGAACCAUAACUGUGACAUUCCUAACUUAAAUAAUAACCAUUCCAGCUAUCUGGACAACUAUUGUGUCUUACGUCUUCAUUCUAGCUACCUGGACAAAAAUUGUGUCUCAAGUCCAACUAUGGUUCAUUUUUCUGACAGUACCACCAAGUUAAACCUUGAACAGAGUUCACCUGAGCGCUUUGGUAGAGCUUUAUUAGAAAAUCUCCCAAGAGAGUUUUUGCCAAAAGUUCAGCCACUUGAAGUUCAAAACCCCAAACCAGUUAGUUCUCAUUUCAUGAGCACCAGAGAUCAUUUAGAGCCUCCCUGUGACAACAUUUACCCCUGGAUGCUUAAAAGUUCGCUUCAGGAUUCUGAGCGCCGUUGGACUGCAGUGAAUUUCGACACGCCUGUUAUUCACCGAAAAUCUCCAGCAGAUCUCAGAGUUGGCAUUAAGAACAACAUCACAAAGCCUGAAGAUAUCUCUCCAAAGGUGCUUUUGAUAGACAAGGCUGGUCACGAGAAGUUCGAUGGCGUGAACACGUCACUCCAUCACAGGCAAACCUCUCAAGUGCCUAUAAGCAUUACUUCUCAGAAUACAAGACAAAAUGGACUUUUAGCAGACUGUGCCAUCCCCUGUGGGAAUAAUAAAUCGAAAGUAUCACCAUACAAAGAACGUUGUCAUAAAUCUGAACUCUAUUCCUGUCUUUCAAGUGUAACGCCAAGUUUACCUCAGACGCCAAUCAUCAGCAGCAAGGGCAAUAACUCCCCAUGGCUGUACAACGAGACUAAAUUUCUAGCAUCUGAUACAAUGCUAAAUGUAAGACUCGCUGAUUCAAGAUCACAAACUUUAAGCCAGAGACCCAUCGAUUAUGCUACAACGUCACUAGCCCACAGCUCGUCUGUACUGUCGCAAGACACAACACAGAAUGCUGUAGAGGGUCGUCUAUCAGCCUCUGCUGAAAGCAAGCUCCAACACAAGCACACCCGGCGCAUUUGGAAGCCACAAGAGGAUGUGGAUUCAUCCCGAGUUGAUAGCGCCCUGGGUACAAACAUUUCUGAGAAACGUGAGGAAGUCCGCCUCCAAACUAUGACGUCACCUGCCGAAGUCCGACUUGCUGGCCUGUACUGCCGAGCCCACAGAGCCCGACGAAGGAAGAGAUCGUUUACAAUUUCUAGCAUCAUGAGCGACUCCGGGGACGAAGAGGACGUUUACGUAGCCCCGAGGAGUUGUCCACGAUGCGUAGCGGUAACAACCCCCGUCACCCCCAGACACAGCAGCAUGGACGUCAUUCACUAUGGCUUUCCUACCUGUUCCCCCAUUCGGUGUCCAGAAAUAGAGUCAAUGGACAACGUCCUUGCAUCAUCCCAAAAGAAUGAGGUCAGUUCUGCCAUUAGGGCGCCUUUUAGUAUUACCGGAAACAAUGAGAGCGAAAAAUUGAAUCAUCGAUCGGAAGCCCUCGUUUCAGAUCGAUUGCCCAAUACUUUCUCAAGCACCGACGUGCGUCCUAGCCCGUCUUCUCAGGCAGACAGUUUACACAAAGACAGGACUGAACACAAAAGGGUCACAUCUGUCCACGGUUAUGAUCCACCCUGCUUUAACGAGGACACCCCCGACAAGGUACCGCAUGCUAUACAACGACCAGCAACCAGCGCUCAGAUGGAGACAAUGUCAAGUCCAAACCUUUCAUCUCCGGUCUGGCAAACUCUAAACAGUGUAAGGCAGAGUGUCACUUUUAACACAGACGGACUUAGCAGCCCGAGGCCCUUAAGUUUUCAGCCAUAUCUCUUCCAUCAUCCUAUAAUGCAGUCUAGCGAAGGCGCUGUUUCUAUUGACAGUAAGAAAGAACUUUUGAUAAACUCACCUAAAAGUGACGUAUCCAGCAUUGUUUCCAUGGACUCCUGCUCACCAGUGUCAACUCUUGUGAUGUCUCCGGGCUCACCUGUUGAUUCACAGUUUUUCCUUGCCCCACCACACACAUAUGAUAUUAAGACCUAUGGUGCCAGGUUGACACAAGAGCAUAACGGUUCAAAAAUGAAGUCCAAUUUUGCGCAAGAUGUGACCAAAUCUAAAAAAAUCCCAUUGGAUGGUCGUAAAAAUUUCAAGGCCUUUUUAGAGACUGCGCAUGUCAAACUUGAGUUCAUCAAUGGAGGUAACGGAAUCAAGAAUCCACUUCUGAGCCUUGACUUUGCAGACAAUAAAUUUGAUCUGGUGUCUCCCACAUCUUUGCCCUGUCCAGUCUGUUCAGUCACAUUCGACACGGCCAAACAUUUGCAAAAACAUUUGAAAAGUCACCGAGAAAUCAAGAGGUUUCUCUGUACGUACUGCGGGAAAGGUUUCAAUGACGCCUUCGACCUGAAGCGCCACACCAGGACCCACACAGGUGUUCGCCCCUACAGAUGUUCCCAGUGUGAUAAAGCCUUCACACAGAGAUGCUCCCUGGAGUCACACACCAAGAAGAUUCACGGAAUGAUAGAGGACCUUGCCUUUAACGAGAGGCGUGUCAAGCUCUACGUCUGCGAGGACUGUGGUCACUCGACGGACAUAGCUGAGGACCACUAUGCCCAUUCCAGGUCACACGCCCAUCACAAACAGGCGUUGACUAUGCGGCUCGAUACCAUAGUGGCUCGAUGAGAUCAAGAAAAGGCUACUUGAUCUAGAAGCUAUAAGAUAGAGUCGUAAGGAUCUGAUAUGAUUCGGGACUUUAGCUAUUUGAGACAAUUUAUAUAUAAUAGAUAAAACUAUUGAGAUUAGAACAAUACCCUGUUGAGAUUUAAAAAAAAAAAAAAAAACAGAUCAGACUAUAAGAAUCCCCAGAUGAGACAUUAACAAUACCAAGUCGCAAGAUCUAUGUUGAUGCUUUUUUUUUUUUUCAGAUACCACUACCGCCAUGGGUCAAACAUGACUCUAAUAUUACAAUACGGUGACAAGGGACAUUUUAUCACCGUGACACGAUACCAUUUAUUUGCGGCUAGGCGAUGCGGUGACACCGCACUAUUGUCGCUUGCUUAUGUGACAUUAUUUUAGACACCCUCACGGUGAAACGAUAUGCUGUAAUGGGAAGAGGUUGACAGAGAGGCGCUAAAAACGCCAUCGGUAACGCUUCUGCUUUUGGCUAACUGAAAAUGAUAUGUGUUAGUGCCGGUGCAGAAUGGUGUUACCUGUGCUUUGUGAAGUAAAUGGUACCGAAAAACCGAUGACAUGGGUGUACCAAUACUGUUGACCUCAUAACGAAUUUCGUUGUGGAAAUCGGAGAAAAAGGUUUCAGAGACAGCGGUAAAGCCUUGCAUUGUUUUCUAUUGAAGUCAUUAUCAUGUUUAUAUAAAAAAAUACUUUUUUAAAAAACCUUAUCUAAUGGGAAGAAAUCCACAUUUACAGGCAUAUAUCUCAUUACUGUAAGAUGUGUUUCCUUAUAUAUUUAUAUAUACAAACAAUUAAUUGUCACUAUUAAUUAACUCAUUGGUUAAUAUUUUUUAUUGAUUCCUAUUUUGUUAGGGACAAUGACUGAUGGUGCAAAGUUUCAUCUUGAUCCGAGACUAGGCAGAGUAAGAACUAACGUGUGCAACAUUUGAACCAGACACAGACACAGUGUUCAUUAGCUAGUUAAGCUUUGUAACAAAUAACUCUACUAUUUAGUACGUUGUGUUUCCGUUGGUGGAGUGCUGUGAUCACAUAGUUCAACGGAUUCUUUGUUAUUCCAUCAGCACAACGAAACUCCGAAAGGCAAAAGUCACGGAACAAAUCCAGGAAGAGAAAUUCCGAACACUUUAAUUUAUAAGCUGAAAAACUCGACAAACCUCAAUCCCAAUCCCAGAGCACAUUUGUUAGUAGUAGUUUGACGAACUGUUUGUCUACCUUUUUUUUCAAUUUGUAGAUUGUGUCCUUUUCCUAAUGUUUACAAUCACUGGUACGUACGUGAAACUUCUUCAAUAGAACCUUCUGGUUAGCGUAUUCUCUUCUCGGGUUGAUUCUAGGCCUCACGAUUGGAUGACGUCAUACUUCACUUCCAUGAUGUCACAAGUUCAAGAGUAGAUUAAUCUUCUUUGCUCGUGCCGAGUCAGUUAGACUACUAGAUAGUUCUCGUUUCAGUCCUGCACUUAGUCUCUAGUAGACUUUUAGGAGAGUGUACCUAGGAGAGGUUUCCGCGUUCCACAACCUCAGCUUGAGUUCAUAAAAGACUCCAUUGAGAACCUAGCUCGUCAGCCAAGUGCGUAUUUUUCUUUCUGUUCAAUUUAACAAAAUGUCAAUUUAAUCUUUUAUACAGCGUACACCUGAGUCCUCGCUGAUCAACCUUGUCAAAUCUCUCAGUCCUACUAAAUCUAAGUAUCCUGCCCUCGUGUGCGUGAGUACCUCUAUUAACCACUAACUAGAAAUCUAGAAGUAGGUGUUCAUGUGACGGCCCUUCAGAUAGACUAAUCAACCUAGCUUCCCAUUUCUAUGGCAUCCUGCUCAGUCUAACGUAGGAUUUAAUAUAUAACAGGAGAUCUCACCCCUCUCAUGGUUCAAAUUUAAAUUACCCAUUUUAAUAUAUGAACCAUAUUACUUGGAAAGACGCCAACCGCCAAAUAGCCAACUAUUUUUACAUAUACAGAAACGUGUCAGCUUUCAAUAUAUAAAUUUUUCUGUACAUAAAUACGACUUAUAAUUUUUUUUUAAAGUUGCAUCAAAGGAGAACUCUAAGCUUGAAGUGUCUGGAGCACUGCAUGAGAUUUCUGGGUCAGCAUGAACUAGACUAGCAGUCUUGGCCAUUGACAAUAACGUGCACAGUUUUGUCAACAUGGUUAAAGACUGAUCAAAGUCAAUGUUGUAUUCCGCUUAAUCUCAAAACUCCACAUAAUGCGAAAUAGUCUACAUCUUAUAAACAUAUCUUUAUUAUGUCCAACCACCAGGAAGAUUUAUAGAAUACAAUAGGAACUAUGAAAUGAACGAGGGUUUAGUCAGUGCAAAGAAUUUCUUAGAAUAUGUGCUGAGAACUAGAUCAAGGCAACUAUAGGUAUCAAGAGUUAGAAAUGCAAUCCAUGCUAUAUUUUACGUAUGUUGUCAAUCGCCAAUGUUUGGUGAUUAAGAACGAAGCAAUGAAGAGUUUUGUAUCGCACAGUUGUUGAAGGACAUUUUUUUUUUAAUUAAUUAAUUCCAGACUAAAUAAUAAUAAAACAUGUAGUAUGUCUAGAUUUCUCUUUAAUCCGUUGUUACGAAUAGAAAGAGAAACAGCAAUAUUCUUGGAAAACUGUUAAUCCGAUAGCUAUUACCGUAAGGACGAGAGAGAGAGAGAGAUUAAAGAUAAAUAAGUAUGGAGACAGGGACAAAAAGUGACAGGAUACAUUAGAGCUUAGAGGAGAUUACUCAUCGCGGUAAAAUCAAUCCGAAUGAGAAAGCUAGUGUCUAAGUUUGUGUCUUUAGUUCGUGUCUAAGUUUGUGUCUUUAGUUCG
Messenger RNA from Biomphalaria glabrata, 6340 nucleotides. RefSeq lists its product as uncharacterized. Gene Ontology annotation, cellular component: nucleus. The coding region runs from base 465 to 3545 and encodes 1026 amino acids. The record is from RefSeq and is a predicted model, not a curated record. Lineage: Eukaryota; Metazoa; Mollusca; Gastropoda; Planorbidae. The transcript is spliced from 6 exons. Gene Ontology annotation, biological process: epidermal cell differentiation; regulation of transcription by RNA polymerase II. Gene Ontology annotation, molecular function: RNA polymerase II cis-regulatory region sequence-specific DNA binding; DNA-binding transcription factor activity, RNA polymerase II-specific.